AAACCCUUUUUUAAAAAUGUUUAAUAAAUGUUUUUUCAGGUUGAUCUUGGAGGGCAGUUCAGGCGAGUCACGUCUACACGUACCUGCUUGUCCAGUCUGAAUCAUCUUACUUCAUCCCAGGUACAUGACUGCUUGUCAUUGGGUGUCAAGGUAGGCCUGGGGAAUGUUAAUCUGGGUCCUUCUUUUAACUUAUGCGCCUCAGUCCUAAACAACCAAGGUGUCUCUGUUAUGUACGCCUCUGGUCUUCACGGUCAUUAUUCAGAAGUGGUAGGAGGCAGAGGCUGGACUGGGGAGUUUUCACUCACCAGAAAUGACUCACUGGGCUACCAGAAUUGGCUAAAAACCCUCAUAGAUCAACCUGAUGUGGUUUGCUACUCUCUAAGACCACUGUAUGAACUGGUGCAAACGUCAGCACGGAAUAAAGGACUAAAGGCUGCAAUAGAGCAGUACUUAAAAGACAACAGCAUCAGUCGAUCAAACACACAGUCGUACUGUAGCAGCAGUGGUCCCAACCUGGAUUCCAACUGUUGUCCUAAAGAGAUUCAGAAAGGAACACUAAGGAUAACAAUGAUCCAAGCCUCUGGUCUGAAAGGAGAUUUUUGGGACAAGACUGACGGAUAUGUUAAGAUCCAGUUUCAAUCGCAAAAAUUCCAGACCAGUGUGAUCGAAUCUAACUCCCCCUCCUGGACCACCAAUUACAUUCUGGAAAAUGUGGCAACAAGCUCGCCUCUGAUGAUUGAAGUCUGGGACGAGGAUGUGUUCUUUGAUGACCAACUGGGAUCGUGUGUGAAGUACCUGACUCAAGGUACAAACACAAUCAGCUGCUCACUUCAAAAAGGCGGCACUGUUGAGGUCCAGUAUACUCUGACAUGUGACAGACACCUGACUGGAUCCACCUGUAACCAAUACCAACCAUCUUCACAAUGAAAACGCAUUCUGGCUGGCACACACUAUGGAAAUGCUGGUAGCUUAUCUUUAAUCAAGUAUCAUGUCAGGUUGGGUGAUAACAUUCUUUAUGUGCAAUAUAUAAAGAAUAAUAAUUGGGCACAAAAUUAACACAUACCAUGCACUUAGAGUUACAGCUAAUUUGAUGUGUCAUAUAGUCUGAGGCAGACAGUCAUCUUGUUUAAUCCUCAUUUGAUUUUGGUGGUGGGUCCACAUUCAAAUCACUUUGUGUAUUCAUUAAAGACACUUGUGAUUAUUUUCUGAAUUAUGUGUAAAAAUGGUCAGGCCUCUUCAUAAGUAUGAUUACAAAUGCAUUCUUGUGUGUCACUCUUGCAAAAGCCUUCAUAACAUGCAAAUACAUUAUGUAUAUUUUUCAGUUCUUUGAUUUGUAACAAGUAUAUAAAACAUUAAGUUUAGCAAUGCUUGCAUGGGUCAUAUUUAGGGACUUAAUGUAUCAUUUAUAAUAAUGCUGAUUAUAAAGAAAUAAAUGUGAGUUCUGAUUAAUUGAUAUUUGGCUCAUUAAACCUU
Molecule: messenger RNA, 1473 nt
Organism: Haplochromis burtoni (Burton's mouthbrooder)
Lineage: Eukaryota; Metazoa; Chordata; Actinopteri; Cichliformes; Cichlidae
Product: perforin-1
Exons: 4
Coding region: 28-927 (299 amino acids)
Source: RefSeq, a predicted model, not a curated record